Molecule: messenger RNA, 5430 nt
Organism: Octodon degus (degu)
Lineage: Eukaryota; Metazoa; Chordata; Mammalia; Rodentia; Octodontidae
Gene: Slmap
Product: sarcolemma associated protein
Exons: 23
Coding region: 1091-3556 (821 amino acids)
Biological process (GO): regulation of voltage-gated sodium channel activity; protein localization to plasma membrane; regulation of membrane depolarization during cardiac muscle cell action potential
Molecular function (GO): protein binding
Source: RefSeq, a predicted model, not a curated record
GUCGGAAAGUUUCCUGCCUCGUCGGGCACAGCCUGAGCUUACCCCACCGGCCACGCGUGGUGGAGGCUGCGGCGGACCCAGCCCAGGGCCUCCAGGCCUCUCCCUUAACCUCCGGGCCGGUCUCCCUCCCCCACCUCGCGUCCUCCGGGAGCUGUGGCUGCCGCCCCUGAGAUGCGACCCUCCUGGGGCCGCUCCUGACCCGAGGCGAGCCGAGCGCUGAGCCGCAGCGGGAGCCCGGGACUCUCCGAAUCAACUUCCCGCCGGGCCGGACUCCCGAGCCUCCCGGGGGAGCGCCUGGUUCGGUUCGCGCCGGCCUGCAGAGCCGGGUUCCCGCCCUGGUCGCGGGGACGCCCGCCAGGUGCCCCGGCGUCGCGACUCCGCCGCCGCUGCGCCCCUGCCGGCCCGCAGUCCUCGCGCCUAGGACGGCCGCGGCGGCUCGAGCCUCGCCCGGGAUCCCUGCGCGCUCGGGGCGGCCUCCGCGCAGCGGGGCAAUGCCGACCGGCCGGCCGGCCCUGUAGACCCCCUCGCUUCCCGCUUCUCCCGGCGCUUAGCGGGCGGCGGCGGCGGCAACGGCUGCCCAGAGGCGCUCGGGUGCACCUUCCCUCGGCCCGGAAAGACCUUCCCCGCGGCUCCGACCCGACCCGUCCUUCAUGCUGCAGUGCCGCAACGUUUCCGCCACCGAAAGGGAGAAGCGGCCGCGAUCUCAAACAAAACCCAAGAAUCGGUGUGUGUCUCAUCUGCGUGGAUAUCUUCAGCCCCCAAACUGUCUUCCAGGAGUUUUCUCGGUCGAAGCUGCCCGAUGUUUGAACCUUUUCUUCCCAAGGAAAAUGGACUGAAAGCUGGCAGUUGGGGACGUUUUGUGAUCAGGGAGUUGUGGUGUUUUAAAGGAGGUGAUGGAGAUUGCUCUGACUUGUCUUCCCACCCAAGUGAAGAGCUGUUAAUGUUCCUUGGUUAUGCCUAGACCAUGUGCAGUUUGUUUUAAUUUAAAAUUUUGGGGGGGAUAGAAGUAUAUAGACUUGUGAAGAGCAUUCCGAAUCUGGAGGAACUCCUCGUUGUCCUUGGUAGCCAAGACCAACCCAGUCUGUCCUCCAUGCCGUCAGCCUUGGCCAUCUUCACUUGCCGCCCAAACUCGCACCCGUUUCAGGAGCGUCAUGUCUACCUGGACGAGCCCAUCAAAAUCGGCCGCUCAGUGGCACGCUGCCGACCAGCGCAGAAUAAUGCUACCUUUGAUUGCAAAGUGCUGUCAAGGAACCAUGCUCUCGUCUGGUUUGAUCACAAGACGGGCAAGUUUUAUCUUCAAGACACUAAAAGUAGUAAUGGUACCUUUAUAAAUAGCCAGAGAUUGAGUCGAGGCUCUGAAGAAAGUCCACCAUGUGAAAUUCUUUCUGGUGACAUUAUCCAGUUUGGGGUAGAUGUGACAGAGAACACACGGAAAGUUACCCAUGGGUGUAUUGUUUCCACAAUAAAACUUUUUCUACCAGAUGGUAUGGAAGCCCGGCUCCGCUCAGAUGUCAUCCAUUCUCCAAUACCAAGUCCUGUUGACAAAGUUGCUGCUAACACUCCAAGUAUGUACUCUCAGGAAUUAUUCCAGCUUUCUCAGUAUCUACAGGAGGCCUUACAUCGGGAACAGAUGUUGGAACAGAAGUUAGCCACACUUCAGCGGCUAUUGGCCAUCACCCAAGAGGCUUCAGAUACCAGUUGGCAGGCUUUAAUAGAUGAAGAUAGACUCUUAUCACGGUUAGAAGUUAUGGGAAACCAAUUACAGGCAUGCUCCAAAAAUCAAACAGAAGAUAGUUUACGGAAGGAACUUAUAGCAUUACAAGAGGAUAAACACAACUAUGAAACAACAGCCAAAGAGUCCCUGAGGCGGGUUCUUCAGGAGAAAAUAGAAGUGGUUAGAAAACUUUCAGAAGUUGAGCGAAGUCUCAGUAACACUGAAGAUGAAUGUACCCACCUGAAAGAGAUGAAUGAACGGACUCAGGAAGAAUUAAGAGAAUUAGCCAAUAAAUACAAUGGAGCUGUUAAUGAGAUUAAAGAUUUAUCUGAUAAAUUAAAGGUGGCGGAGGGAAGACAAGAAGAAAUCCAACAGAAGGGACAAGCUGAGAAGAAAGAAUUACAGCACAAAAUAGAUGAAAUGGAAGAAAAAGAACAAGAGCUCCAGGCAAAAAUAGAAGCUUUGCAGGCUGAUAAUGACUUCACCAAUGAGAGGCUGACAGCUUUACAAGUACGGUUAGAACAUCUUCAGGAGAAAACUCUUAAAGAAUGCAACAGCUUAGGGUUACAAGUUGAGGACUUCUUACCUAAAAUAAAUGGGAGCACAGAAAAAGAGAAGCUGAUCGUGGAGGGACAUCUAACCAAAGUAGUAGAAGAAACAAAGCUUUCAAAAGAAAACCAAGCAAAAGCAAAGGAAUCUGACCUAUCAGAUACUCUGAGUCCAAGCAAGGAAAAAAGCAGUGACGACACUACAGACGCCCAGAUGGAUGAGCAAGACCUAAAUGAACCUCUUGCUAAAGUAUCCCUAUUAAAAGAUGACUCACAGGGUGUACAGUCAGAAAUUGAGGCAAAACAAGAAAUUCAGCAUCUUCGCAAGGAAUUGAUUGAAGCCCAGGAGCUAGCUAGAACAAGUAAACAAAAAUGCUUUGAACUCCAAGCUCUUUUGGAAGAAGAAAGAAAAGCCUACAGAAAUCAAGUUGAGGAAUCUGCUAAACAAAUACAGGUUCUUCAAGCCCAGCUGCAGCGGUUACAUAUUGAUAUUGAGACCCUCCGAGAAGAGAAGGACAAUGAAAUCACAAGCUCUAGAGAUGAAUUGCUUAGUGCCCGAGAUGAAAUUUUGCUCCUUCAUCAAGCGGCAGCCAAGGCUGCCUCCGAGCGGGACACUGACAUAGCUUCUUUGCAAGAGGAGCUUAAGAAGGUGAGAGCUGAGCUUGACCGAUGGAGGAAAGCAGCAUCUGAAUAUGAGAGAGAAAUCACAGGUCUGCAGAACAGUUUUCAACUGCGAUGUCAACAGUGUGAGGACCAGCAGAGAGAGGAAGCAAUGAGAUUGCAUGGUGAACUAGAAAAGUUGAGAAAGGAAUGGAAUGUAUUGGAAACCGAGUGCCAUUCUCUGAAAAGGGAAAAUGUUUUGCUAUCAUCAGAACUGCAACGGCAAGAAAAAGAACUGCACAAUUCUCAAAAGCAGAGUUUAGAGCUUACCAGUGAUCUCAGCAUUCUUCAGAUGACUAGAAAAGAGCUUGAAAACCAAGUGGGAUCCUUGAAAGAACAGCAUCUUCGGGAUUCAGCUGAUUUAAAAACUCUACUCAGUAAGGCUGAAAGCCAAGCAAAGGAUGUACAGAAAGAGUAUGAAAAGACACAGACUGUACUCUCAGAACUGAAGUUGAAGUUUGAAAUGACUGAGCAGGAAAAGCAAUCAAUCACAGAUCAGCUCAAACAAUGUAAAGACAACCUGAAGCUGCUCCGAGAGAAAGGAAAUAAUCCUUCCAUAUUACAACCCGUCCCAGCCGUAUUCAUCGGCCUAUUCCUGGCUUUCCUGUUUUGGUGUUUCGGUCCAUUGUGGUAGAGAAAGAAACCUUGGCCCUGGAUGCCCAUGUUGGCUGCCCUGGUUGCGGUGACAGCCAUCGUGCUGUAUGUGCCAGGUCUGGCCAGAGCUUCUCCAUGAGAGCGUUUCUUGAGUCCGUACACCGUCCUCCCUCUAGAAGCUGGCAUCACACUCAUGCUGGGGACAAACAGAACCAUUUUCUUCCUUUUUACCUCUUAAAACAACAGAAGUGCAAGAACACGAUGUAGGGUCAUUGCUUUAAAUUAUAUAAAAAUGUAUCUGUCUAUAGAGAGAAUAUAAAAUUGUGACUUUAUUCUACUGUAAGCAAUAAUUUGCUUGCAAUUUUUCAUGUAAUUUUUAAAUUAGUAUGUUGAGAUUCUGAAUAUUAUGAUAGCCUAAAGUAGGCUUCUUGGUAUACCAAAUUAUUUAUACCAUUAAAUUUAUGGUAUUUUACUCCGAAUUCUGAUGGCCACAUAAUUUGUCUUUCUGAUUCGAUAACCACCCAAAGCAAACAACAAAUACAUACAUGGGAAGAGAGGCCCUGUGUGCUCAGUGCCUAUUAGUUUGAAAUAUAUGCACAUAUAUAUAUAUAUAUAUUUUUUACAUAUUUACGCCAUUUUUACUUGUUAUAAAACCACUGAGCUAUUGGGAACAAGUUAGAGACAACUAUUUGUGUGGAUUUUUUUUAAAGGAAAAAUACAUUUGGAAAAUAUUCUGUUAUAGUGCUAAUUUGGAGAAUAUGUGCACGCUUGUUCAGCCUUAAUGUGACUUGAAGAUGUGGAGGACAUCAACUUUGAAAAACUUUCCAUGAGAGUGUGUAUUUUCUUGAGCAAACUGAAGUAUUUCUGGGAGCAAAAACUAGUAAUUACACAAUUUCAGUGCAGUCAACCAAACUGUUAAGUCAAUUGGAAUGUAAUUUAUUAAACCUCAUGUAUUUAAAGAGAUACUUUUCUUUAAAAGCCAAGUUACUUUCUCAUAUACAGCAUUUUAGGAAGCAUGAUUUUUUUUUUUCUGUCAUCUGUUCCUCCAAGCAUGUUUAAUUGAAAAAAGAAUUAUAUCUCUUUAGAUAAGCUUUUAUUGACUUAAUUUGGUUAUGAUGUUUCAGAGAAUUUAUGUUCAAGGUGAGCUGUUGUUACCUACCAACAGAUAUCCUGGUUGGGAAUACAAAUGAUUAUUUUCUUUUUAUUGUAGUUAAUUGGGACUUUAUGUUAAUUGAAGCACUAUUCCAAGAUUGAUAGUGUUCCAUGCACAGUAAGCACCUGGACACUGCUUGAUGUUAUAAAUUUAAAACACAGAAGUGAAAAUUAGCUAUGGUUUUGUGCAGCACCAUAGUUAUGUCAAUAAAGUUUAUUUAGUUAUAGAAUAUCCUCAAGUAUCACAUAGUUAAAUUUUUCAGUCAGUAAAGACUAGGAGGGAAAGUCAGUGAAUUGGUUUGAAUGUUCUGUGGAAAUACACAGGUCUAGCCAAAUAUUGAAAGGAGUUAAGGCUAUAAUUUGCCUUGUAAUGUUUGGCAGUCAUUGUUCAUACUCUAAAGGUUAUAUUUUAAGCUGUUUGGAAUUGCUGUUGGGAGGAUCACUAGAUUUAUGAUGGAAUUAGUCACAAAUGACUUGUAGAAAAUACUGUCAUCUAGUUCAUCAUUUUCUGUUGCAAGAAGCCACUCCACCACAGAAUGCUGAUAUGCCAGUGGUACCCAGUACCUCUUGUAUAUAGGUUAUUGCAAAUAUUGUUCUGAAAUGCUUAACUUCAGAAUUACAUUUUUUAAAGUAAAUAAUUGUUUGAAAUCUAUUUUGUAAAGAUAUAAAAUACAUUAGAAUUUCUGGAGUACAGAUUAAACUAUUUGCACUAACACACGUGAUGUGCAUGAUUUAAUAAAAUAACUUUACUCUCCCUGUGCA